Frankliniella occidentalis (western flower thrips) is the source of this 4874-nucleotide messenger RNA. RefSeq names its product homeotic protein female sterile. Lineage: Eukaryota; Metazoa; Arthropoda; Insecta; Thysanoptera; Thripidae. Gene Ontology annotation, molecular function: dopamine receptor binding. The record is from RefSeq and is a predicted model, not a curated record. The transcript has 13 exons. Bases 79 to 3393 code for a protein of 1104 amino acids.
ACAGUGGCAUCGUAAAGACGGAUUUGGGUGCGAUGCUAGUUUCGACGAACCGUGUAGAUUCACGGACAACGCAGAAGAAUGGAAGAGCACGCGAACGAGGGCAAGAAGAGUCCUCUGGAUGACAUCAUAAACCACAUGACCGCAGAUUGGCAUACCUACGGCUUGCCCCCUGGAGGUGGUGGUGGUCCAGCACAGGCACCUGCUCCUCAUAGCUCUCAUGUGUGGACUAACUGGCACGCGCAAGGUCAAACUGCAGCCUCAAAUACAGGGCAAGUGCCUGGACAGGGGACUGGACCAACACGGCAGCCUCAACCUUACUUCAUGAUGGGUGGAGGAGAGCCUACCCUGCCAGUGUUCUUCCAAGCAGAUCAGCCACCCCCAGGCUAUCCAGUCGAUCCUCAAGCUGGAAAAGCCCAAGACUUUUUUAGUCCAACUUUACAGACAACAGCCCAACAGAGUGAUGGUAAUGAUUUAGGAGGAACAAUGGUUGACAUUGGUGGAGGAAACUUUGUUAAAGUGAGAUACAGUGGAGGGCAUGGAGGUACUGUCAACCCACAGUAUUUGCCUGUCAAUGCUGGCUCUACCGUUACAAAUGUGCUUCCACCAUCCUUGGAUAACAUCCUGCCACUUUCCAAUCAAAGUGAUUCAAGCCGCCAGCAUGCUCCUUUAGCCAACAACUAUGGCCUCUUCCGUGAAUUACAGCCUCAGCAGUUGCAAUCUAUGAUGAGGCCAACACAUCUUCAGCAUCGAACAGCAGAAAAUGAAUCUCCUCAGCACCAAUCACGAACCGGAUUACAACAUGGACCUCCAGGACUUCUUCAACCAUCACAAACUUUGUUCAAUGAGCAUCUUCAAAACCAGCAGUUUCAGCAACACAUAUUUUCUGUAACUCAGCCACAGCAAUAUCAGCAUGAAUUAAUGCAGAGAGUUCAGCGUCAGCAUCUUGAACAGCAACAGCAGCAAGCUAGACAACAACUUCAAGAACAACAACAACAAUGUCUAAAUCCCUCACAGCAGGAUGGAGCUCCAAACCUUGCUUCUAAAACAUCACAGAAUCAGGAUCAGCUCAUUCAGAACUUAGUUGGAAAUUGGACUGUUCCCAACCAGACUGGGCGCUACAACCCUUUUGGUUUGGCUUUGAAUGAAAGCAAUGAUUCUACACAUGAGAAUGUAAAAGAGGUUGAACCAGUCAAAAAGAAUGACAAAAGUGUCCGCAGAACACGCAUUAUAGCAGAGGUUCAUCCAAUGAGGCCCUCAUAUUCAGCUGUUUUGACAACACCAUCACCUGCUCCAUCACCCCUGAAACCAAAUAUGCCUGUAAGUCCAUCCAAUGGACAUGGGCAAAAUAAUAACAGCUCAGCCCUAAUAACAAAUUCUGUGAACAAAAUCAAUUCUGAUGCCUCUCGUCCUAAGAGCACAAGUAGUGGUAGUAGUGGGAAGGCUAAAAAUUCAUCUAAAAGUAAUGGUGUUGUGAGCCAGGGUGGGAAAUUGAAGAGGCAACACUCCAAUGGAAAUGAAGAAACUAACAAUCUUGGCAUCAAAACUGGACAUGCUGCCACUACUCCUAAGUCAUCUGGACUUUCUUCAUCUUCCAGUGCAGACUUAGAUGAAUCAAAUCUGGGAAAUUCAUCACCCUCAUCACUUUCACGUAGAUGGGUAUCUCUGGAUGACUUAGAAAAUGAAGAAAACAAUCCCGACACAGCGCAAGUAUUUGAGGAAGAAGAGAACCCAUCAGACAUUUCUCUAAAGGAGGGAAACGCCAGUGAUAAAAAGAGUGAGAAGUCUUCGACCCGAUCUGGUGCCCGCUCUGGUGUUAAACAGUCAUCUAGUUCAGUGUCUGAUGAAGGAUUCCUCAACAACCACAAGCCAUCUAGUGGAACUGCUGGUACUAAGAGUGGAAGCACCAUUGGGACUAAUUCAACCAAAAGACCUAUUCACAUUAACAACAAUCUUGGCACUAACCAUGGUUCACAUUGGGCUGGUCAGCAAACAGCAAGCCAAUCAAGUAAUUCUAGCAAGGGGGACAAACCAGUGAGAUCAAGCAAAAGUGGUCGUACAGGCUCUGAUGAAAGGAAAGGGGCUAAAAAUGAUGGGAAAACCUCUUCUGGAGGGAGUAGCAGUAGUGGAAUGUCAGGUCGUUCUGGGCGUGGUUCCAUGAGCAGUAUGGCUGAUAAAGCUGCUGUUCUUCAAGGCAAGAGAAAUCAGCGUGGCUCACGAAGAAAGGAUGGGGUAGCAGCUGCCACUUUGGUAUUUAGGAAGUAUGGUCAACUAGCUCUGACUGCAAUCAUAUGGUUUUUCCAUCUCUUGUCUGAUGUUGUCGGAAUGAGCUUGCGUCUUUCAUUACACCUGUGUUUGGUAUUCUGGGAGAAUUGGGUGAUUAGCACAGCUACCUGGCUACAGAAUUGCUUCUGGCGCAUUCCCCAAUUACUUCCAGAACGUAUUCUUCAUUCCCGUGUCUGGCGAUUCAUCUGCAAAUGCUUCGGGAAAAGUGACCCUGGCGAGCAAUCUCGUAAUAGCUCCAAAAAAAGUGGGCGUGGUGUUGAAGGCAGAGAUAGUGUAAUUCCAGGUGGCCUUUCUCACAACAUAUCUAUGCCUUCAACUGGGGAAGAGGCCAUGAAAAGACUUCUUGCGUGUAAGGGGAAGGAUCCGUACAGCAUUUUAGGGGUUACACCCACAUGUUCUGAUGACGAUGUUAAGAAAUACUACAAGCGACAAGCCUUUCUUGUCCAUCCUGACAAGAACAACCAGCCAGGGGCAGAAGAGGCUUUUAAAAUACUAGUUCAUGCUUUUGAACUGAUUGGAGAACCAGAGAAAAGAGCUGAAUAUGACCGUUAUGUAGCAGAAACUCAACAAGUGGAACAAGCCUGGAGUGAACUUAGCGAUUUGCUUUCUCAGUUACACCAGAAAAUGGAGUAUGCUGCAAACACUAUCAGGUGCACAAACUGUGGGAAAAGACAUAAACGAAUAGCUGUGCCUCGCAAACCCUUUGCUGCAAGAUUCUGUGCACAAUGCAAGAUAAAACAUUCAGCCAAGGAGGGCGACAUAUGGGCAGAAACAAUGGUGAUGGGUUUCCUAUGGCACUAUUAUGCUUGUAUGGAGGGUGCAGUAUAUGAUAUCACUGACUGGGCGUCUUGUCAGACAAAUAAUCUUCGCCACCUUAAACCCAACUCUCAUACUGUCCAGUAUCGCAUUGUUCUCGGCCGUCAGCGUCAACAAAAUCCUCGAACCCCCAGUGAGCCAGAUUUAGAAAAUUUUCUCAGUUCUCUAUACAAUCAAGCUGGUGGAGCAAGCAAAGGAGCCCCUGGCCCUAGCGAGAGUUCUGCAAGCUCUAAUGUUCCUAGCCGCCAAGAAACAGCUCGUAAUCGUAAUAAAAAAGGGAAGCGCAACAAGUAAAUUUCACCUUUAUUGAUAUUGAUGACUCCUGAAACAAUGAUUAAAUUUGUGAUGCUAAUAUCUACUAUUAAUCUUGAUAUUUAAGUGAAGUGUGAGUGAGCAGGGUCACUUAACUUAAUUGCAAGUGUGAAGUUAACUUCAGAGGUUUCACAGGUAUGUGUUUUGUUCUGAAAACAAAAAAAUCUAAGUGUACAUGCAUUCACAGUAAUUUCCUUUAGAUGCUGUAGUUCUGGUAGUAUGUUGAAUACGGUGAGGUAAUAUACAAUACCCGCAAUCUGAGGAGGCACUUUACCUUUCUCAUUUUUAAAAAAGUGUUAAGGUCUUCACAGAAUAUUUAUUUUUAAAUAUAUUUUCUUCAAUUCAAAUGACAAUGAGUACAACACGUACAACAAGCUUUGCUGUGCUUCAAUUAUCCUAUCUUAAGGUUCUAUAGAUUCAGCACAGUCCUGAGAUAACUGAAAUCAAGAAUUUAAUUUUGGGAGGCUUAUCAUUAUACUGAAAACUCAGUAGCACUGUAUUUUUGAUACCAUUCUUUGGAACCUCUUUUUCUCUUCAACUCAUUGUAACCUAUUGUAUAUUUAAAAGCAGAUAAGCAUAAACAGAACCACCCAUCUGAAUGAAGCUGGUAUAAAAUAUGGCUAAUGCCUGAGGCCUUCCUAUUUUUGCCCUUUUUUAGAUAGAAGGGUUUUGUCUGUUGUUUAAAAGUAAAUGAUCAUUUAUCGAAACUCACCCAUUUCAAUAAAUCCCAAUGGAGGAAAAUGCUACCUUGCAAUUGUACUCUAGUUCUGUGUACCUACCGCAUCUUCCCUUUUGCUUUCAAAUUGAUUAAAAAAAAAAAAAAAUUGGGGUGUACUAACCAGACCUUAUUUUUUACUCCUGGUGUUGAAACUUUAUGUCCUAAUUAAAAUUUCAUUCUAUCUAAGCUUGUGGUUAUUUUAGGUAAAGUAAGUUUUUGAUUUGAAAACGUACUAGGUGCUUCAAGGCAUUUCUGGAAUUAAGUUAAAUGACCUGGUGUGACGUAGUGUAUUAGUAAGUAACCUUUGUUUGUUUUUUAAGAGAAACAUCAAUCUUAUGUAAAAGCAUUUGUAAAGACUUAGUUAAGUUAAUGUGAUUGUAUUGAAAAAGACACAUAUGUUACUACUGACUGCAGUUUUAGGGAAUCCUCACUAGUUCCCCUUGCUAUCCCUAUUGGUUCCUUCUUUGUAUAAUUGUCAUUGUAGUCUUGCCCAGUUCUACAAUAAGCAGUGUUCAGUUUCUUUACAUCUGGUUUAAAAAAAGAAAACUUAUGACAACUGAUCUUGCCUCAUCAAACUGAUAGUUUUUAUUUUUGCCUAAUUCUAUUAUUUAAACUUACUCUUCAAUUGAUCACCCACAAGCUCUAUUUUCUGUUUGACUAGUUUCUUAAUGGCUGGAAAACUUCACAAUAUUGAUUGUCACGACAAAAUGGUAUUCAAGAAAUAAAGAAAUUUAGUCAUUUCUGA